Molecule: messenger RNA, 465 nt
Organism: Cetraspora pellucida
Lineage: Eukaryota; Fungi; Glomeromycota; Glomeromycetes; Diversisporales; Gigasporaceae
Source: the annotation of a GenBank genome assembly
AAAUUCCAUACCUGAUUGUUGGUACUAAAAUAGAUUUGCGGAAUGAUCCAUCAGAAGUUGUAAAGCUGUCACAAAAAGGGAUAAGACCCAUAACUUGGAAGCAGGGCAAAAAACUAGCACUAGAAUUAGAAGCAAUUAAGUAUGUUGAGUGUUCAGCCCUGACGCAAAAAGGAUUAAAAAUUGUUUUUAAUGAAGCAUUACUCGCUGGUUUAAACCCACAUGAUAUAAGGCAUGCUAGAAAGACUAGAAAUAGAAUGUUGUCCUUGAAUAUAAUGCCUUUACUAAAUAAAAUGAAUUUUCUAGCAAACGAGAAUAAAAAAAGCCCGAAUAAAGAAAUAGAAGAUCCGAAUAGAGAAAUUAAUAAUUUUAUAGAAAGUUCUCAACUUCAACGGAUUCCCUUUCAUGAUCUAAAAAAUAUUAAAGAAAUAGAAGGUCCGAAUAGAGAAAUUAAUAAUUUUAUAGAAA